AUGCCGUCAUUAAACCACAAUGGAGUGGAUAUUGAGGAUGACCCCACUUGCUCAUGGCCAGCUUCAUCACCUUCCAACAAAGACCAGACUUCACCAAGCCAUGGAGAAGGUUGUGAUUUUGGUGAGGAAGAGGGUGGCCCAGGAUUGCCUUAUCCGUGCCAGUUCUGUGACAAGUCGUUCAGUCGGCUCAGCUACUUAAAGCAUCACGAGCAAAGUCACAGCGACAAGCUCCCUUUCAAAUGCACAUAUUGCAGUCGCCUCUUUAAACACAAGCGGAGCAGAGAUCGCCAUAUAAAACUUCACACGGGAGACAAGAAGUAUCACUGCAGUGAAUGUGAUGCAGCAUUUUCAAGGAGUGAUCACCUUAAAAUUCACUUAAAGACUCAUACAUCCAACAAGCCAUAUAAAUGUGCCAUUUGUAGACGUGGAUUCCUUUCGUCUAGUUCACUGCAUGGUCACAUGCAGGUUCAUGAGAGAAACAAGGAUGGUUCUCAGUCUGCCUCCAGGAUGGAGGAGUGGAAAAUGAAAGACACUCAGAAAUGCAGUCAGUGUGAAGAAGGCUUUGAUUUCCCUGAAGAUCUUCAGAAACACAUAGCAGAAUGCCACCCCGAGUGUUCCCCUAAUGAAGACAGGGCUGCUCUUCAAUGUAUUUAUUGCCAUGAACUCUUUGUAGAGGAAAGUUCUCUUGUAAAUCACAUGGAGCAGGCUCAUAAUGGCGAAAAGAAGAAUUCAUGCAGCAUUUGCUCAGAGAACUUCCAUACCGUGGAAGAACUAUACAGCCACAUGGAUAGUCACCAGCAACCUGAAUCAUGCAAUCAUAGCAACAGUCCUUCUUUGGUAACUGUUGGCUACACCUCAGUAUCUAGCACCACUCCAGAUUCAAACCUCUCGGUGGACAGUUCAACAAUGGUAGAAAUGGCUCCGCCAAUAACAAAGGGUCGUGGAAGAAAGCGGGCAGCCCAACAAGUACCAGAUAUCACUGGUCCUUCGAAUAAGCAAGCAAAAGUUACCUAUAGCUGCAUUUUUUGCAACAAACAGUUAUUUUCAAGCCUUGCUGUUCUGCAGAUACACCUGAAAACUAUGCAUUUAGAUAAACCUGAACAAGCGCAUAUCUGUCAGUAUUGUUUGGAGGUGUUACCUUCACUUUAUAAUCUGAAUGAACAUCUUAAGCAAGUCCAUGAAGCUCCAGACCCAGCACUGAUUGUUUCUACCAUGCCUGCCAUGGUCUACCAGUGCAACUUCUGCUCUGAAGUAUUUAAUGACCUCAACACUCUUCAGGAACAUAUCCGAUGUUCUCAUGGGUUUGCAAACCCUGCUGCUAAAGACAGUAAUGCAUUCUUUUGUCCCCAUUGCUACAUGGGAAUAACUCUUGGAGGAUGGGGGUUGACUUCUGUAUGUAUAUACCUGUAUUAUUUUUCUGCAAUGCUCACUUUCAAGGUGCCUGAAAUUGGACAAUCUGUUUUCAGGAAAACUGCUGGUAAAGGUAUAUGGAGUGAGUUUUGA
Malaclemys terrapin pileata is the source of this 1503-nucleotide messenger RNA. Its product is annotated as zinc finger protein 521-like. The record is from RefSeq and is a predicted model, not a curated record. Gene Ontology annotation, cellular component: chromosome. Gene Ontology annotation, biological process: regulation of transcription by RNA polymerase II. Gene Ontology annotation, molecular function: chromatin insulator sequence binding. NCBI's taxonomy places the organism in Eukaryota, Metazoa, Chordata, Testudines, Emydidae.